AUGGCCUGGAAAAAGCAUCCAUCAGCGUUAGAAGAGGUCUGUUUGCGGGGCCCAAGGUCUACAGUAUGCCGGGCAAUUCUUGUGACAAGUAUUGUCUGGUUGUUACUUGAUGUCAUCGUUUUGUUACACUACCUCGACCCAGCCAGCAAUACAAACAAAGAAAAAACACUAAUCCGAGCAAAUCGGUUAGUACAAUCAAAUAAUGAUGUGGAGACUGGGGAUGGUGGAUUUAAUCCAGGGCAGGCAAGAGGACCGCCAGCACCUCCAGAACCUACUGAAGAAGUUUAUGGAAAACCCGAAGAUCGUCGAUAUUUAGAAAGAUUAAUGCGAGUACCCGCCUUCAAUCCGGAGACUACUGAUGGAAACCUUGGAACGGGAGUACAAAUCCCAGCCGACAAAGCUGAUGAACAAACGAAACGGUUCAAAGAAAACCAAUUUAAUGUAAUGGCCUCCGAGAUGAUGAGCGUCAACCGUACAUUGCCAAACCAUCAAUCACCCAGCUGCAAAUCCGUUCAAAAGACCUACGCUGGGGCAAAUCUUCCAAAAGUCAGCAUUAUCAUUGUCUUCCACAAUGAAGGCUGGACGACAUUGUUGCGGACCCUGCAUUCCGUAUGCAAUCGAUCGCCAUUACAUUUGCUGGAAGAAAUUAUUCUCAUUGACGAUAUGUCGGAUCGGGAUUAUUUGAAAGGACCUCUGGAUAUUUACAUCAGAAGAUUACCGAUACCGAUUAAAAUCAUUCAUCUGCCACGAAGAUCUGGUCUGAUUCGGGCUCGUUUGACCGGAAGUGAGGCUUCAAAGGCGCCCGUUCUGCUUUUCCUUGAUGCACACGUGGAGGUGACAGAAGGAUGGUUGGAGCCACUUUUGUCUAGAGUACAAGCUGACCGGACGGUGGUUGUCGCACCAAUUAUCGAUGUGAUUUCCGACGACGAUUUCGAAUAUGUGACAGCUUCUGAAACAACAUGGGGUGGCUUCAACUGGCACCUGAACUUCCGCUGGUACUCCGUACCACCUAGAGAGAUGAAGCGCCGGAACCACGAUCGAGCUUCACCUAUCAAAACUCCUACAAUUGCUGGAGGUCUCUUCGCCAUUGACCGUUCAUAUUUCUAUGAAAUUGGUUCUUACGAUGAGGGCAUGGAAGUUUGGGGUGGAGAAAAUUUGGAGAUUUCAUUCAGGGUCUGGAUGUGUGGUGGUUCACUAGAAAUCCACCCAUGCUCGAGGGUAGGCCACGUGUUCCGUAAGCAAACUCCGUACACUUUCCCCGGUGGAACAGCCAGGGUAAUCCACCAUAACUCCGCCCGUACCGCUGAAGUAUGGAUGGAUGAAUACAAGGAAUUCUUCUAUAAAAUGGUCCCAUCUGCAAAGAGAGUCGAUGCUGGAGAUAUGACUUCUAGGAAAGAGCUGCGGAAUAAGCUGCAAUGCAAGAGUUUCCAAUGGUAUUUGGAGAAUGUAUAUCCAGAGGCACCCCUUCCAAUUACAUUUGUCUCUCUUGGUCAAGUUGCCUCGGGACAGCAAUGUAUGGAUACGGUGGGGCAGAAGGCUGGUGGACAAGUGAAGGCUGGACCGUGUCAUGGACAAGGCGGAAAUCAGGCAUUCUCUCUGAGCGGAAAUGGCGAGCUAAGAUUUGAUGACCUGUGCCUAGCAUCAAGUGGAGGCUUCACGAUGGACACUGGAGUGAAAUUGGAACGAUGCUCUACAAAUGGCACCCCAACCAACCGCCAUUUGUGGAAAUACCUAGAAGCGACCAAUCAACUCGUCAACGAAAAAGCCGAUCAAUGCAUAACGAUCGGCAGUGAGAAUAAAAUCGUGCUUGCCGCCUGUGAAGCCGGUGAGGAAAAUCAACGAUGGACUCUGGAGGGAUAUCAGAAAAAGGAGCAA
Mesorhabditis spiculigera is the source of this 1875-nucleotide messenger RNA. NCBI's taxonomy places the organism in Eukaryota, Metazoa, Nematoda, Chromadorea, Rhabditida, Rhabditidae. The record is from the annotation of a GenBank genome assembly.